AUGACAGGACUGGCCGCACCAGAGCAAGGGGCCAUGCUUCUUAGAGCAAAUGGCAUCACCCUCAAGGUACCAAAUGGGAAAACUACUAAUGAAGAGGUACUGCAAGCACGCGGCCAGUGGGCAAACAAGGCCGAGUUUCUCCUGGCAGUCGCUGGGCAGAUCAUUGGAUUGGGCAAUGUUUGGCGAUUCCCUUACCUGUGCUACGAGAAUGGUGGAGGUGUGUUCUUUGUGCCCUACCUGUUGUUUCUGGUACUGUGUGGAGUCCCUCUUUUCCUCCUGGAGACAUCUUUGGGCCAGUUUACCAGUCUGGGUGGAGUCAGUGCAUGGAGGAGUAUUUGUCCACUUUUUGGAGGCCUUGGAUACGCCAGUCAGGUGAUAAUCCUCCACAGCUGUGUGUACUACAUUGUCAUCCUGGCCUGGGCUGUGUUUUAUCUGGCCAGCAGCUUCAGCAGUCAACUUCCCUGGGCACACUGCAACAACACCUGGAACACAGCUGCCUGUGUAGAGUUUGGCGGACAGAACCUGACAGCCAAUGGGACCAGCCCAGUGAACGCAACAUCUCCAGUCAUGGAAUUUUGGGAGCGGGAGGUGCUCAAUCUGUCCAGUAGAAUGGAUGAGCUGGGUUCUGUGAACUGGAGGCUAGCAUUGUGUCUUCUACUGGUCUGGAUCGUCUGCUACUUCUGCGUGUGGAAGGGAGUCAAGUCCACAGGCAAGGUUGUGUACCUCACUGCCACUUUUCCCUAUGUGAUGCUGCUUAUCCUGCUAAUUCGUGGGGUCACCCUGCCUGGAGCAGAACAGGGUAUCAUCUACUACCUCAAACCCAACCACACUAGACUGGCCGAUCCCCAGGUGUGGAUGGAUGCUGGAACUCAGAUAUUUUUCUCAUAUGGGAUUUGCCUUGGCAGUCUUACAGCACUGGGCAGCUACAACCGAUUUAACAAUGACUGCUACAAGGACUGUUAUAAGCUGUGCUUGCUGAACAGUGGGACCAGUUUUGUGGCAGGCUUUGCCAUCUUCUCUGUGCUGGGCUUCAUGGCACAUGAGCAGGGUGUGGACAUCACUGAGGUGGCCCAGUCAGGUCCAGGCUUGGCCUUCAUAGUAUAUCCCCGUGCCGUCUCUAUGAUGCCUGUACCCCAACUGUGGGCCGUCUGCUUCUUCCUCAUGAUCAUUAUGCUGGGUCUGGAUACUCAGUUUGUCAGUCUGGAGGCACUGAUGACCUCUGUCAGCGACCUUUACCCGACAGUCAUCCGCAGGGGUCGGCGGCGAGAGCUGCUCCUGUUAGUGGUGUGUCUGGUCUGCUUCUUGGUGGGCCUGGUCAUGGUCACCCCGGGAGGCUUUUAUAUAUUCAAGAUCUAUGAUCACUUCUCCUGCAGCGGAGCCAGUUUGCUGUUGCUGUCCAUUUUCCAGUCGGUGGCCAUAGGCUGGGUCUAUGGCCCAAACCGUUUCAGUGACAACAUUAAAAGCAUGAUUGGAUACCAUCCACAUCCCUUCUUCAAGCUGUGUUGGAGAUACCUGACUCCAGCCGUGUGUAUGGGGACGUUUGUGUUUUCUCUGGUCCGCUGGUCACCUUUGUCCCUGGGGAAGGGUGUCGUGGCCCCUGGAUGGGCGACGGGUCUGGGCUGGCUUCUGACCCUCUCUUCUGUGGCCCUGCUGCCUUUGUGGGCCAUUUACGCCUUGCUUACAUCCCGUGGCAGCUUCACGCAGAGAAUCCACCUGCUGUGUCGCCCGGCCUUUGUCUCACCUCUGACCCAGAAACACCUAGCUAACGGCACCCAUAUCACCUUUGACCUCUCUGAAGAGAAGCCAAAGGAGCCAGUAGAGGAACUGUAA
Molecule: messenger RNA, 1830 nt
Organism: Chanos chanos (milkfish)
Lineage: Eukaryota; Metazoa; Chordata; Actinopteri; Gonorynchiformes; Chanidae
Product: sodium- and chloride-dependent GABA transporter 2-like
Exons: 14
Coding region: 1-1830 (609 amino acids)
Biological process (GO): sodium ion transmembrane transport; nitrogen compound transport; amino acid transport
Cellular component (GO): plasma membrane; cell projection
Molecular function (GO): gamma-aminobutyric acid:sodium:chloride symporter activity
Source: RefSeq, a predicted model, not a curated record